AGGGGAACAACACCUGGCUAGGACAAAACCCCAGAGCAAACACUAGUCCUAACUCAAAUCACCCGAGAAGCUUAACCAUGCGCUUCCCGCCUCGCCCGUGAAAUCUCCCGAUCUUCCUCCUCCUCCCGCGGUUUAUCCUGGAAGAACACCUACCGGCUGCCUGUUGUUAUUACAGCGGUGAGCAGAGCAGAGCAGCAUCCAUCCAUCCCAUGGACGGCGGCAGCCUCCGCGCGCUGGGCGCGACUCCGGGUUCGGCGGUGUCGUCGCUGCUCCUGUCCCCCGGCGGCGCCACGGCGCUCGAGGCCGUCUUCUCCCACCUCCCGCCGCCCGCCUCCAUCCCGGCGCCGCUCGGCUCCAGCGUCUACUACCGCCAGAGCGAGCUCCUCCGCUCCUUCGCCGCCACCCACCCCUGCAGCUCGUCUUCUUCCUCGUCGUCUUCGGUCGCGAAUUUUGCCACCACUUCUUUCCCUACAGCCGCCGGCGCCGGGGAAGACGAUGGGGCGCCGCCGAGGGGGGCGAAGCUUUACAGGGGCGUGCGGCAGCGGCAGUGGGGGAAGUGGGUGGCGGAGAUCCGGCUGCCGCAGAACCGGGUGCGCGUCUGGCUCGGCACCUACGACUCGCCCGAGACCGCGGCGCACGCCUACGACCGCGCCGCCUACAGGCUCCGCGGCGAGUACGCGCGCCUCAACUUCCCCGGCGUCAUGGACAGCGCCGAUGCCGCGCGCGUUCCCGACGCGCUCCGCCCGCUCCGCGACGCCGUCGACGCCAAGAUCCAGGCCAUCCGCGUGCGCAUGGCGCGCAAGCGCGCCCGCGCACGCCGCCUCCGCGAGGAAACCAAGCAGCAGCAGCAGCAGCAGAAGAUCGUCAGCCAAGCGCCGCCGCCGACGGCCGCCGUCUCCGAGAGCGCCGCCGCGACGUCGGAGACGACUACGACGACCUCCUCGUACGGGUCGCCGGAGGCGGCGCUCUCCAUGGGCGCGGCCUCGGCGGACGCCAUCGAGUGCUCGCUGGAGCGGAUGCCGUCCUUCGACCCGGAGCUCAUCUGGUCGAUGCUGAGCUUCUAGGCGGAGCGGAACCAUGCACACGAAACCAACCGCGUGUUCUGAGUUCUUAGGAUUUGCAGGUAGCAGCAGCAGGUGUUGGAUUUUUCGUCAGUGAUCACGAAGAAGAGGAUACAGUUAACAUGUCAUUACUCCUACUAUUGUUACAAGGAUAUGGACAAUAAAAUGGCCCAAGAAAAAGGUUGGGCGUGCUAGCGAAUUAGUACUGAUUAAAAUUAGCAGUAGUUGCAUAUAUACAGCAUCUGCCAUGGGUUUUCGCAUCCGUAUCGACCAGAUGUAUAAACUGAUCUCUGAAUUCCAUAGCUCUACAUAAGUGUUGAUUUCAGUGUUCUUCAACAAGUCUAAGCUCUUGUAGCACCAUUCUUCUC
Brachypodium distachyon (stiff brome) is the source of this 1429-nucleotide messenger RNA. Its product is annotated as ethylene-responsive transcription factor ERF061. The coding region runs from base 210 to 1064 and encodes 284 amino acids. Lineage: Eukaryota; Viridiplantae; Streptophyta; Magnoliopsida; Poales; Poaceae. Gene Ontology annotation, biological process: regulation of DNA-templated transcription. Gene Ontology annotation, molecular function: DNA binding; DNA-binding transcription factor activity. The record is from RefSeq and is a predicted model, not a curated record. The transcript has a single exon.